Hevea brasiliensis (rubber tree) is the source of this 909-nucleotide messenger RNA. RefSeq lists its product as uncharacterized. The transcript is spliced from 4 exons. NCBI's taxonomy places the organism in Eukaryota, Viridiplantae, Streptophyta, Magnoliopsida, Malpighiales, Euphorbiaceae. The record is from RefSeq and is a predicted model, not a curated record. Bases 1 to 909 code for a protein of 302 amino acids.
AUGCAAUGCCAUUACUUUAAGAAGUGGAAAGCAAGUAAGGAAGCACAUCACGAGACAGAAGAUCACAAGAAAAGAGAAGAGAAAUAUGUGCCUCCUGCACCAUACAAGCCACCAUUGCCCUUUCCUCAGAGGUUUCAUAAAGCACAAUUAGAUAAGCAGUUUGGGAAAUUCCUUGAAGUUUUGAAGAAGUUGUUGGAAGAUUAUGAAACUGUUGCACUUACUGAGAAGUGCAGUGCUUUAUUGCAGAACAAGCUCCCACCAAAGCUGAAAGAUCCUGGAAGUUUUUCCAUACCAUGUCACAUUGGAGAAACAAGUAUUGAGAGAGCAUUAUGUGACUUGGGGGCUAGUGUUAGCUUGAUGCCACUUUCCAUAUGUGAGAAGUUAAAGAUUAGAGAUCUAAAGCCCACAACUAUUUCUUUGCAGUUAGCUGACAGGUCUAUAAAGUAUCCAGUUGGGAUUUUAGAGAAUGUACCAUUAAAAGUUGGAAAGUUUUUCAUUCCAGUGGAUUUUAUUGUACUAGAGAUGGAGGAGGAUGUAAGAACGCCCAUCAUACUUGGAAGGCCAUUUUUAGCCACUGCAGGAGCUAAUAUAGAUGUAAAGAAUGGGAAAUUGAAGUUGACAGUGGGGGAGGAGGAAAUAGAGUUUAAUUUAUUCCAAAAUUCCAAGGAACUAGCUGUGUUGAAUUCUUGUUAUAGGGUAGAUGUUAUAGAGCAUGAUGCUGAAACUGAAGUUACUAAACUAGAGGAAAAUCAAGCUAUUCCAAUGCAAUGCAAUCAGCAUAAAGUGCAAAAGAAAAAGUCAGCUUCACCAUCUAGUUUGAUUAACAAUGAAGCUUCAAAAGUCAUUCAUGAAGAUUGGGCAAGUUUACACUUGUUGCAACAGCAAAGAAUUAAAGGGAAGCAUGUAUAA